AGUAUAUCUGAAGUUUAAAACAAACCAGUUCCACAACAUUAUACCGUUACCGACGAAAAAAUAAAUAAAUAUACAAUCAAAGAAUUGCAAUAUCAAUUUCAUAAUGAACUUCUUUUACUCUUUAUUAAGUCUAAGAUAUUUUUAAUUUUCUUUAUUUUAACAUGAAACUUCUGGGAAACUAGAAUUGUUAUAUUUUUAUACACUCUGUAGCCCUCGAUAGAGCUGUCCUUAUCUUAUCAACUUUAUAGGCUAAAAUUAAUAUUAAUGUUUAUUGUUGUAGUUCAUAAAUUAUUAUUUCGAUGUUUUUAUAUUAAAGAUACAAUAACAACAACAGCAACAAUACAAAAAAAAAACGAACUCAAAUAAGUUAAGUACAUCUAAAGUGCAAUCAACUGGCUGGCAGUGUAUCUGUACUUGGUGAAAGUGUCACAUCUACGAGGCGACCGAGCGAACGACGCGAAGUUCAAAGAUACUCAUAACUAGCUAUACCUAUACUUUCGGUGGCACAUAAGUAUCAUUUUCAAUUUUGCCAAUUCUCUUUUAAAAAAGAGUAAAAUAAAACUCAAAAAGCUGCAAAACUCACUAUCGUGGGGGGGAGGUAGCUCGGCAGCUUGAGGAAACAAAAAAUUUGCAAGCCAUCGACAAGAUUCAACCUCACAAGCUAUCGGAUCUUUAACGCGACCAGUUGUUGUUGAAAUCGAAAAGAAAAAGUAUCUAUCUAUUUAUAAGAAACCGUGCGUGGAAUUAUUGUUCGUGGAGAAUCAAGUUUUCGCGUGUGGGUUGCCUUGCAAGUUCAGAUACAACACUUAAAAAUUAACCAUGUCAAAUUUACGUCCUCUAACACCAUUAUUGGCAUUAAGAGCCAAAGAAGAGCUCAAUGAAGUUCCAGAAAGAAUCGAUGAUGAUCUCAAGGCGUUUCGUGAGUGGAUAGCGAAGCAACCUCAUUUGAAUGCCCGCACAGAUGACCAGUUUUUGAUGGCCUUUUUGCGGGGCUGCAAACACAGCUUGGAAAAGGCCAAGCACAAGUUGGAUAUGUUCUAUACCAUGCGUGGCAUUAUUCCUGAGUUAUAUAAGAAUCGCAGUGUUGAUGAUCCUAAGGUUCUCGGAAUCCUCCGUAGCGGUUGCCUUAUCCGAUUGCCCUCACCUCUGGGCGAAGACGGUCCCAGAAUUCAUGUCACUCGUUACGGAAUGUACGAUUCCCACAAAUUCACCAUCGCCGAUGUGAUGAAGACCAAUACGUUCCUGCAAGAAAUCGAAUUCGUCGAGGACGACAAUGCCAUGGUGAAGGGUUUUAUUGAGAUAAUCGACUUCAAGGGUGUCACUGGCUCGCAUAUGCUGCAAUUCGACCCGACUUUAGUGAGAAAGUUAGCUGCUCUGGGCGACAAAGCUUGGCCCUAUCGCCAGAAAGGAUUCCAUUUGGUCAAUGUUCCCAGUGGAACCGAAACUAUUCUCACUCUUGUCCGAUCGUUUUUAAGUGAAAAAAUCAAGAAAAGGUUUCACAUUCACAAGAAAUACGAGUCACUCUAUGAACAUGUGCCUGAGAAGUACUUGCCGGUUGAGUACGGUGGUAAAAAUGGAACAAUUCAAGAUGUUAUCGAUACGUGGGAGGCAAAAUUAUUAAGCUAUCGAGAAUAUUUCAAUGACGAGGUUAAUUAUGGAACAAAUGAAAAAUUGAGGCCAGGCAAACCAAUGACUUCGGAGACGGUGUUUGGACUUGCUGGUUCGUUUAGGAAAUUGGACGUUGAUUAGAUAAAAAUAUAAAAAAGAACAAAACACAAACAUAAUAAAUUUCAAAACAAAAAUAGAAAAACUAUGUAUAACUA
This is a messenger RNA of Eupeodes corollae, 1823 nucleotides long. Its product is annotated as alpha-tocopherol transfer protein-like. The record is from RefSeq and is a predicted model, not a curated record. Bases 820 to 1749 code for a protein of 309 amino acids. Lineage: Eukaryota; Metazoa; Arthropoda; Insecta; Diptera; Syrphidae. Gene Ontology annotation, cellular component: membrane. The transcript is spliced from 3 exons. Gene Ontology annotation, molecular function: phosphatidylinositol bisphosphate binding.